Messenger RNA from Ruditapes philippinarum (Manila clam), 1843 nucleotides. RefSeq names its product amiloride-sensitive sodium channel subunit beta-like. Gene Ontology annotation, biological process: sodium ion transmembrane transport. The record is from RefSeq and is a predicted model, not a curated record. NCBI's taxonomy places the organism in Eukaryota, Metazoa, Mollusca, Bivalvia, Venerida, Veneridae. The transcript has 2 exons. Gene Ontology annotation, cellular component: membrane. Gene Ontology annotation, molecular function: ligand-gated sodium channel activity. The coding region runs from base 111 to 1334 and encodes 407 amino acids.
UCCUUCUUCAACUCCUUGGUCUAGUUCGUGAGUUUAAUUCAUACACAACAAAAACAUCUGUCAAUCUUGAACAUAACAACUUACCGUUUCCCGCCAUAACGUUUUGUAAUAUGAAUCCAAUGAAACAGGGAUACAUUGCUAACUUCACUAAUAUAAGUGAAUUAAGACUGUACACACAAAAGGCAAUUUAUUCUGCAAUAUUUUCCAAUGUACCAGAAGACGAAUCGUACAAUAGCUCUAAAGACAAAUUUGAUGAUUGGAAAACAAGAUUUUUGACAGAGUUUGGAAAAUUAACUGAUGAAGAACGAUUACAGGCCGGACAUCAAAAAGAAGACUUUAUUCACACUGCAUCAUUCUCUGGUGGCAAGUUACCCAGAAGCAAAUUUCAAACAAUCCUGUCCCGAAUGUUCGGCAAUUGUUUCACACUUGACGAUACUGACGUUGUCGCUCGUGGAAGCGGUCUUAAAAAUAGCUUAUAUAUAGUUCUUAAUAUAGAAACAGAAGAAUAUCUUGAGCAAUUUACAUCGUCGUAUGGAAUUCGCAUGGUGAUACAUGAAAAGGGUACAUAUCCUUUGCCUGAGAAAGAAGGAAUAACACUUGGCUUUAAAACAGAAACACAUGUGGGUUUGCGUGUGACCACAAUGGACAGGCUUGGUGGUAAAUACGGUAAGUGUACGGAUGGUCUAGAAUUUCGUGCGAAAUACAAGAUGAAUUACACAAUACCUUUAUGCUACUCGUUAUGUGAAAUGGAACAUACAAUAAAAAACUGCAAAUGUCGCUUAAUGUCCUCAUUAGGCACAGUAAAUCCAGCAGGUGAGCGAUAUUGUGAUUUUGAUGAUGACGAAGAAUGCUUUGAAAAUGUCUCACAACAGAUUCUUAAUAAAAACAUACGUUGUGACUGUUUUAGCCGUUGUGAACAAGUAGUUUACUCAUCAACCGUUUCAAGUAGUUCAUGGCCACAUAAGUACUAUCUGAGAAAUGUCUUGUUAACUGAUAUUUGUAAAAGAAAACCGGAAAGUUUGGAACAUAUAGGCGACCCGUCACGACAUAUUUGUGACAAGAUCACAGUAAAUUUUGAAGGAAUGACUGAUGCAGAAGUGGAUGCUAUAUCAAGAAAUUUUCUGGCCGUGUAUAUUUAUUUUAAAGACUUGACAUACGAAGUGAUUUCUGAACAGGCCAUGUACAACACAGAAAGGUUUCUGUCUGAUAUUGGUGGCGCCAUGGGACUGUUUGUUGGAGCCUCUGUACUUACAUGUGUUGAACUUUUACAAGUAUGUCUGGAAAUUUUGCUAUGGUUCCGACGUCGAAGACAUACUGAUAAUUACAAGUUUUAAGUACCAUAACCAUAUUCUUCUGUUGGUUGCUCUAGGUAAACAUACAACAUGCUUGCAUUGUUUUUUCAACGCAUUUUGCCAGGCUUUGUGCAGAGAUUUAGGUCUCUAUGAAAAAACAUUUGUCCUGUUAUGAAUUUUUAAAAUAUUGAGUCUGUUCUAUAUAAAAGUUUUAUGUACCGAAAUAAUUAUUUUAUAUAUUAUCAGUAUGAAUGUAUUAAUGUGUCUCAUAAAAUGUAAUGUCGGCUUCUGUAACAAAACUGUUUAUCAGAUUCCUGUUCCAUUGAUAGGUGCUAUCUGAUAGACCUAAACAUGGCGUUUAUUAAAGUGUAUAUAGCUAUGUAUUUGCUGCUGUCUGUGUAUUUAUUGUGAUAAAAAAGAAUCACAAAAACGAAAACAUAGAAUGAAAGAAAAUUGUUAGUAUAUUUUAAUGAAAGCGAGCGGGGCAUGAUUGAAAGCAUCGCAAUGAAUGAUUUCAGACGUAAUUAAUACAUUUUAACCCUCUGCUUGAA